GCUCAGCAGGUUGACAACAGCAAGUCGCCGAAGACGACGACUACGACGACGAUAACUACGACGACCAAGAGCAGAAGACGAGCUGAGUGUGUUAAAGUGAUCAAAAUAAUUAAAAAACAAAACAUUUUAAAAAGUUUAAACUAAUUUAUAAUUAAAACAAAAUACCAAUAAAAAUCGAAAAGUAACGAAACCUUAAAUAUUUUACUACACCAAAGUCUUGUGCAGUGCAUAAUAAAGAUACAAUAAUACCUUUAAAAAAAUGUGGAGAUACUGCUAUAUACUAUGUUGUGUCGCAUUCCUCGCAUUAACUGCAGUUCACGGUAUACACACACAAUCGCAAAGUAGUUUUGUGCCAAACUAUAGUAUAACACCCAGUUCACAAUUGGCUUACUAUCACUACCCCUCGCCGAGCAGAAACCAACAAAGUUUCAUUGCAGCACCACAAGUGCCAAAUUAUCAUACGUCACAACGUGCCUCAUAUGCAACAAGUGCUAGUACCCAGCAACAUAGUGCUGCAUAUUCUAAGUUUCAUCCUAUUGCAGCACCAGUAGGCGCACAAGUGGCACAACAUGUGUUACCCCAAAAACACUAUCCGCAGCAACCCAUAGCACCGCCACAACCACAAACGCAAUACCAACAGAGUGUUAUAGCGGAGUUCCAAUCACCUGAAUUGGAACACGAAGCUUUUACCAUGGCCUUGACAAGUCAAGGUUAUGUCUUUGGUGCUGCAUCAACAGUCGACAGUAGCGUUAGCAGCAUUUCAAGCGGUCGCGCGCUGAGCAAAGAUGAUAUCGAUAAUUUCGAAGCCAGCACGGGUAGUGAGAAGCACUCACUCAAUGUACGUCUACCACUGCCAAUUGGCGUAACGCCGAUUAAAGUGGGUCCACUGCCAUUACAGGCAGGUGCUUCAUUCUCGGCACUUCCGCACGCUCUGACGUCCUACGGAACAACACAUCCGCAACGCAAGUAAAUAGGCAACAAAUAUUUGUUGGCUUAGCAUAAAUACAAAUUUAAAGAAUUAAUUAAUAAUUAAUUAAUAAUUUAAACGAACUGUGUCAUUCCAUACGAAAAAACUCGAAUUUUAUCUUUUGUAUCUUUUAAUUAGUUAAUGAGAUUACUUGCCAUACAAAC
This is a messenger RNA of Teleopsis dalmanni, 1131 nucleotides long. RefSeq lists its product as uncharacterized. Bases 260 to 970 code for a protein of 236 amino acids. The transcript has 2 exons. The record is from RefSeq and is a predicted model, not a curated record. Lineage: Eukaryota; Metazoa; Arthropoda; Insecta; Diptera; Diopsidae.